UCUACUGCCGCGGUUGAUAACAGUCUACAAAAUAUCUUCUGUACCGAUAGCUUUCUAUAAUUAACCGACCAACGUGUAGCUAUAGAAAGUGCAACUGGAGUGAAGUAUUGUUAAGACUCAUGCACGGCGUCAACCAAUAGCCUAAAACUACUAUUCGCUGACUACGGAAAAUUUCUACGUAUCGUGAAAGUAACAACAACAGAAACUGACACGUGUAUUUAAUUUUUCAUUGGUAUCGUUUACCGCCUUUAGCACAUUCAAUUUAGAAUAAUUCAUAUUUUUCAAGUUACUGCUUCACAAAUAAUUCAAUGGCUGAUAAAAAUCGACUUUUAACUGCUUCUCAUAUUGUUGCUAAGAUAGCAUCCAUUGAAAUUAAAGAAACACCAUCUACAGUUUCUUUGAAUGGAGUGCCAGUACCAAAUAAUUAUACUGAUGUAGAUCUAACAAGAUUUAUUGCCAGACUAAUCUCAAGUGAUCAAAGUUCUAUUAAGAAUGGUAAAAAUAUUUCUCAUAAUCUUUAUGGCAAAGACAUAGAAGAACAAUUGUUAGUUGAUAGUUGGCUAAGUUUUGCGGCUGAAAGUGGAGAAAAAGAUCAAAAUGUUAAACUUGAGCACCUAGAGAAAAGCUUGACAGCAUCAACUUCAAAAUAUUUAGUUGGUUUAGGUUUAACAAUAGCAGACAUAUUUGUCUUUUGUUGGCUUGAAAAAUCAAAUAGAAAAACAGUGAAUUUUUCAAAAAAGUUUUCUCAUAUUCAAAAAUGGUCACAAUUUAUUUCUUCUUUACCAUAUUUUAAAAACACUGAUAUAAAAAAUGUUGAAUCAAAAAAACCAAGUUCUGACUCUAAAGAACAGGGAAAGUUUGUUGAACUUCCAGGUGCAGAAAUGGGAAAAGUUGUUGUUAGGUUUCCACCUGAGGCAAGUGGUUAUUUACACAUUGGUCACGCAAAAGCAGCUCUUCUUAAUCAAUAUUAUCAAGAACAAUUUAAAGGACGUUUAAUAAUGAGAUUUGAUGAUACUAAUCCAGCUAAGGAAAAAGAAGAUUAUGAAAAAGUAAUACUAGAAGAUGUUAAGAUGCUUGAAAUUAAACCUGAUAUGUUUUCAUAUACUUCUAAUUAUUUUGAUAAAAUGCUUAGUUUAUGUGAAAACAUGAUCAAUAAAGGUUUGGCAUAUGUUGAUGAUACUGAUGGUGAAACUAUGAAACAAGAACGUGAAAAACGUAUUGAAUCUAAAAACCGGAAAAAUUCUGUUGAAAAAAAUUUAAAGCUUUGGAAUGAAAUGAAAAAUGGGACAUGUAUUGGACUUAAAUGUUGUGUGAGAGCUAAAAUUGAUAUGUCAUUAGAUAAUGGUUGUAUGCGUGAUCCAGCCAUAUAUCGUUGUAAACCGGAAACUCAUCCACGUACUGGAAAUAAAUACAAAGUCUAUCCAACUUAUGAUUUUGCUUGUCCAAUAGUGGAUAGUUUAGAAGGUGUAACACAUGCUUUACGCACAACAGAAUAUGCCGAUAGAGAUCAACAAUAUUAUUGGUUUUGUGAUGCUUUACAGUUACAACCCCGUCCAUAUGUUUGGUCUUACAGUAGAUUAAAUAUGACAAAUACUGUUUUAUCUAAACGAAAAUUAACUUGGUUUGUUGAUGAAGGCUUUGUUGAUGGCUGGGAUGAUCCUAGAAUGCCCACUGUAAGAGGUGUUUUGAGGCGAGGAAUGCAAGUAGAAGCACUUCGUCAAUUUAUAAUUGCUCAAGGUUCAUCUCGUACAGUUGUAACAAUGGAAUGGGAUAAAAUUUGGUCAAUUAAUAAACGUAUUGUAGAUCCUAUUGCUCCACGGCAUACUACAAUAGAAUCAAAUAACUAUGUACCUGUACAUGUAGAGAAUAUUAAAGAACCAUAUGUUAUCAAUAAUGUUGCAAGACAUCCAAAAAAUCCUGAUUUAGGUACAAAGGACGUUUGGGUUACUCCAACUUUGUUAAUAGAUUAUGCAGAUGCUGAAUGCUUACUAAAUAGUGGGGAAGGAGUAAAAGUCACAUUUAUUAAUUGGGGAAAUGUUAUAGUAACAAAAUUUGAAAGAGAUAAUAAUGGAAAAAUUCUAUCUAUUAGAAUAAAAACUGUGUUAGAAGAUACUGAUUAUAAAAAAACUACCAAAAUCACAUGGCUACAUAAAUUUGAUAAUCUAUUGUCUAUUUCAUAUCCUAAUUUACCAGAAUUAAUUUCAUGUUAUUGUGUAUAUUUUGAACACUUGAUAAGCAAGCCUGUGUUAGGUAAAGAUGAAGAUUUUAAACAAUAUGUGAGUGAUUUAAAUCAAUCCACUUGUAAGACACGCUGGGAAGUUCCCAUGUUAGGUGAUCCAGAGUUACGAAAUGUGAAAAAAGGUGAUGUCAUACAACUACAACGUCGCCCUGGAUACUUCAUAUGCGAUUCUCCCUAUCAACCCUUAAGCAUUCACACUGGUAAAGAAUCUCCCAUAAUAUUAUUCUCAGUACCCGAUGGACAUACAAAACCAGCACCUACAGGAAUUAGUAAACCAGCUACAAUGGAAAAUCAAGUAACCUCAUCUUCUAGUAUUUGUUCCAAUCAAGAAUCACAGCUUCAUUCUCGUGUGACUGAACAAGGAGAUAUAGUAAGGCAAUUGAAAUCAUCAGGAGCCAGUAAAGAUGCAGUUUCAGAAGCCGUCAAGGUACUGUUAGCACUAAAAACUGAAUAUAAACAAGCCACAGGAAAAGAUUAUCAGCCAACUCCUACUACUUCUCAAAACAAAUCUGCUCCAGUUUCACAAAGUAAUGAUUCUAAUCAAGAAUCACAGCUUCAUUCUCGUGUAACUGAACAAGGAGAUAAAGUAAGGCAAUUGAAGUCAUCAGGAGCCAGUAAAGAUGCAGUUUCAGAAGCUGUUAAAGAGUUAUUAGCAUUAAAAACUGAGUAUAAACAAGUUACUGGAAAAGAAUACCAAGCUGAUUCUCAAAAAAAUCAACCAACCCCUACACCAUCUGUACAAAAAAAAACAGAAAAAAAAAAGAAACCUGAUCCUGCACCAGCACCUGCAACUCCUAAAGAAUCUGGAGUAAAAAAAGUUACUCGGUUAGGAUUGGAAGCAAAAAAAUUAGAGAACUUACCUGACUGGUAUUCUCAAGUAUUAACUAAAGGAGAAAUGAUAGAAUACUAUGACGUUAGUGGUUGUUAUGUAUUGAGACCUUGGGCUUAUGGAAUUUGGGAACAUAUUCAACAAUGGUUUGAUAUUACAAUAAAAAAAAAAUUAGGGGUUCAAAACUGUUACUUUCCAAUAUUCGUGUCAAAAACUGUUUUAGAAAAAGAAAAAGCUCAUAUUGAAGAUUUUGCUCCAGAGGUUGCAUGGGUUACAAAAUCUGGAGAUACGGAGUUACAAGAACAUAUUGCAAUAAGACCUACUAGCGAAACCGUCAUGUAUCCAGCCUUUUCCAAGUGGAUUAAAUCUUACAGAGAUCUACCUCUUAUGCUUAAUCAGUGGAACAAUGUAGUUCGUUGGGAGUUUAAACAUCCUCAACCGUUUUUGAGGACGCGAGAAUUUUUAUGGCAAGAAGGUCAUCAUGCAUAUGCAACCCGAGAUGAGGCAGAACGAGAUGUUCAUAAGGUUUUAGAUUUCUAUAGACAAGUGUAUGAAGAUUUACUUGCUGUUCCUGUAGUACCCGGUAGGAAAACUGAAAAAGAAAAGUUUGCCGGAGGUGAUUUUACAACCACUGUCGAGGCUUAUGUUCCUGCGAGUGGACGAGGAAUUCAAGCAGCUACCUCUCAUUAUUUGGGAACUAAUUUUGCACGUAUGUUCGAUGUACAAUACGAACAUCCAGAUACUCAUCAAAUUGAAUUUGUUCAUCAAAUUUCAUAUGGUUUGACAACGCGUUCUAUUGGUGUUAUGGUUAUGGUACACGGUGACGACCGUGGCCUUUGCCUACCUCCUAAAGUCUCUACCAUUCAAGUCAUCAUAGUGCCGUGUGGAGUUGGAGUUAGUACAGAAUUGAACAUUAAAAAUAAUCUUUACAGUUUAUGUGAAAAAGUUAAAAAUGUACUUAUUGGCGAAGAAGAAGAUGUAUAUUCUCCAAAAAGUAUACGAGCUGAAACUGAUUUCAGAGAUAAUUAUUCACCUGGAUGGAAAUUUAACCAUUGGGAAUUAAAGGGAGUUCCUCUUAGAAUUGAAAUUGGUCCUAAAGACAUGGAAGCUGGCCGUGUAAUGGCUAUUCGCAGAGAUAACAGCGAGAAAAUAGAAAUUUCUCUAGGAAAAGGAGCUACUUUAGAUCAAUCCUUCCAAAGCAAGGUUCGAGAUAUUUUAAAUGCUAUUCAAACCUCAAUGUUUGAAAAAGCUAAGGCAGAAUUAAAUACCAAGAAAGUUAUUUGCAAAGACUGGUCGAAAUUCUGUCCCUUGUUAGACAGCAAACAUAUUCUUUUAGUUCCAUUCUGUGGCCGCCCGUCUUGUGAAGAUAGCAUUAAAAAGGAUAGUACUCGUGAUACCACUGAAGAACAGACUACGGAAAAUUCUCAAGAGCAAAGUACAGCCACUAUGGGGGCUAAAAGUUUGUGCAUACCAUAUCAACAACCAGAAGAACCAGAAAAUAAAAUAAAUCCCAAUACCAAAUGCAUACAUCCUCAGUGUGGCCAACCAGCCGUAGCGUUUACAUUGUUUGGUCGAAGUUAUUGAAACUUUGUUAUUAAAAUUUACCGAUUAUAAUAACCGAAAUUCUUCAAUGUAUUAUCGAGAUAUAAGUUUAAACGACAAUAAUAGAAUUACAAUCUUAAUUGUUUAAAUUUCCAAUGGAAAUUCGUUUAUUGUCUCUUAAUUAGUUUUACUUACUCUAAACGCAUGGACACCGCGAUGUUUUAACUUAUUCCUUAGAUAAUUUACUUAAAACUUAAUUUAUGUUACAUAUUUUAUAUAAUAUAUUUA
This is a messenger RNA of Daktulosphaira vitifoliae (grape phylloxera), 4898 nucleotides long. It is a transcript of the gene GluProRS, whose product is annotated as bifunctional glutamate/proline--tRNA ligase. Gene Ontology annotation, cellular component: cytoplasm; aminoacyl-tRNA synthetase multienzyme complex. Bases 309 to 4652 code for a protein of 1447 amino acids. Gene Ontology annotation, biological process: prolyl-tRNA aminoacylation; glutamyl-tRNA aminoacylation; translation. Lineage: Eukaryota; Metazoa; Arthropoda; Insecta; Hemiptera; Phylloxeridae. The record is from RefSeq and is a predicted model, not a curated record. Gene Ontology annotation, molecular function: glutamate-tRNA ligase activity; ATP binding; proline-tRNA ligase activity. The transcript is spliced from 14 exons.